AUGGAUGUUGAACUUGGUAGCCAAAAUACCAAUGAUGGUGGAACGAAUGGACAAGAUGGUCAUCGAUCGCCGCCUAGCUAUAGUAGAGUACGAUAUGAACAGCAAAGACACAAGGAAGUCAAGCGUGUUCGUAUCCUAUCCAUCAUGGUUUGUGUAAUGGGCAUUAUCCUGGUAUUGCUUGUUUUCUUGCAUAUCGUCUUUACGAAAACUACAAAUUAUUUGCCGUUAAUGUUCUCAUCCGCUGGACUAAUCGUUUUCUGCAGCAGCGUUCUAAUCUAUUCCAGCAGUGUGGAGAAUGGAACGAGACUUUUAACAUCCCAUAAAAAUAUUUCGUACUGCUUGUUGGGAUGUUGCUGCAUUCUAUCCUUCGCUACUGGUAUUGUGAGUGGAUUUAAUGCCUUCCAAAAUAGUAUUGGUACAUCAAUCAUUAUCAACAUUUUCAUCUGCUUUUUCAAUUUGAUGUGCACUUGGGCCAUCUAUGCCGCUGGCUAUUCUAUUCACCAUAAUAGAGUGGAAAUCACUAGAGCAUCACGAUGUGUGCAAAGUUCAACCUUACCUUCUCCACCAAGUUAUGACUCCUGCUUGGCAACUACGGGCACUCCAUCACAGACAAAUUUGCCGAUUUAUGUUAUAGAAACAGAGAUCGUAAAGCUCCCUAACUACGAUGAAGCAUUGAAAAUGAAAAAGUAA
Trichoplax adhaerens is the source of this 690-nucleotide messenger RNA. RefSeq lists its product as uncharacterized. The transcript has 4 exons. Lineage: Eukaryota; Metazoa; Placozoa; Uniplacotomia; Trichoplacea; Trichoplacidae. The coding region runs from base 1 to 690 and encodes 229 amino acids. The record is from RefSeq and is a predicted model, not a curated record.